AGAUUGUUUACAGGUGAGGUCACCUACCUGUUCAAAAAUAUGGGGACUCGAUGGACGAUCGCCGUUUUAGCCUUCAUUAUGGCCCUGAUCAAACACACGGAGAGUAUCAUGUGUCAUCGUUGCUACAGUGCUAUGGGAGGUUGUGGAGAUGAGGUAGUUUGGCGGAUGUUUCCUUGGAGAGACUGUGGGCCGUCAAAUUUCUGUGUCAAGGUCGUUGAAGAGAUUCCAGGUGAACAACCUAAAUACAUCCGAGAGUGUGAACACAUACUGCUGCAAUCCACGCGCCAUCGCUUACAGAUGCCCAACCUUCGUCGCCAUGGUUACUGUACACCGGCUCGUAAGAAUGACCCCUCGAACCCUCUUCAGCUGACGAAUUCUAACAUAAAGUACUGUUUCUGUAACGAGUACAACGGCUGUAACACCGCACCGUCCCAAACAGUGAUCACGAUGCCGCUGAUGAUGUUCUCUGCAGUGCUGACUUUGGUGACAAAAUUAUUGUGAUUGGAAAACAAAAAAAACAAAGGAAAAAGUACUUUUAAAAUUAAGAACUUUGGUUGUAAAACCCCAAAAAAAAAAAAUGAAGAGUACUUUUAAAAAAAUAAAAUGUUGGAUUAUAAAAUUAAAAAGAAAAACAUUAAAAGUACUUUUUAAAACUAAGGAUUUUGAUUUUAAAGAAAUCCCAAAACAAAUGAAGUUCUUUUUGAAAAUUAUUUAUCUUAAACAAAGAAAUAAGAUGAAAAGUACUUUUAAAAAAAUUACGGACUUUGAUGAUUAUUUUUUAGCAAAAACCCAAAACAAAAUGUAAAGUACUUUUUAAAGUUAAGAAUUUUAAUGACAAAACCAAAAACAAAUUGAAAAGUACUUUUAAAAUUAAGAACUUUGGUUUAUAAAAAUCCCCCAAAAAUAAUGGAAAAUAAAUUUUUAGAAUUAAAAACUUUGAUCCAAGAGAACUUGAUUUGUAAUGCCUCAUUUCUGUUUGGUCAUCAUGAGGUAAUCAUUUAAGUAAGACUUCUCUUGGUGAUAAACGUUCUAUAAGAACUGGACAAGUAGUUUCCUGAUAUACUUUAAAGAAGUAAUGACUUGUUUAUUCCUUGUAAAGAACAUUCCAUUUGUUGACCCUCAAAUGCUUAACUAUGCUUUUAACGGGAUAACUGUAUGACAUUUUUAGUGUAUUUAUUGUUUUAAAAUUGUCAUCUUAAAAUUAUAUUCCCAUUAAAAAAUCUAUUUUAAAAAAGAGGCAUAUAAUAUUUGAUUAUAAUGGUACAGGUAACUAUAAAAAUACAUUCCUGAAGUUUUAAAGUUUUAUAUGGUAUAUUUUAAUGUUAUCAUCUACAGUUGCCUUAAAAUGACAGACCCUAGUUUUUAAACACUAACACAAAUGUUUCACUAUUAGAGCCAUUGGUUUUCACUAAAAUCAAACAUUACUUAUAUGUUAUUGUUUAGAUUAUCCAUUUCCAUACAGCUGAAGCGUACAGCUGGUCAUCCUCGUGUUUCUAAUACCACAAAAUGUAUUUUUCAUAUUUUUAAAAACGCAUGUGCAUUAUAGAGAUAAUAGACAUGGAGUCAAGUUGUAGGAUAUUUCACUGUUUUAACACCACAGACUUGUCUUACUCGGUUGUAAGUUUAUCUAAAUGUGAUACAGGUUUGUAGAUCUAUUAACUAAACCUAGUGUCCAUUUUUAUGGGUUGAAACUAGGGUCAGGGACUUUUAAGUAUCAUUAAUAAAGAAAUAGAUUGAAAAAAACCCAGUGGCAGAUCCAGAAAAUCCAUUCGGGAAGGGGUUGGGGGCUCCAAUGCCAUGUGGCCACAUACAUUCCUGAAGGGUUAUAUAUAUAUAUAUAACUCACAAAAUGUGGGGAGGGCCGUGUCCCUGGGCCCCCCCUUAGAUCUGCCACUGAAAACCAACCUAAAACCCCAGUUAUUAUAGUUAUUUGAUACACACUUGAUGUUUUAAAAAAUACUAAAAUUUAGAAUGAAUUUAUUUUUGGUAUACGUUCUUUUUAUUUUUCUUUGUACAAAGAGCGAAAUGUUUUAAGUCUUUGGUGAAUACAGUUUUUGUAAAUAGCACAGUUAGUAAACCUAUUAGUUUAAUUAAUUUGUUUUAAUAUUUGUAUGUAAAUCCCUUUUUAAAAGUAAUUUUGUAUGUGAUUUGAACCUGAGUAUGCUUUACCAUAGUUUGCAAUUGACAUAAUUUAAAGUUAUAAUUAGAUACACUGAGUUGAACACUUUUAAGCAGUCUGUUAUUUUUUCUUCCUUUUUUAACACAAUUCUUACUUUAAAAAUAUUUGUUGUAUAUUGAAUUUGUUUUUAUCAAGAUAUUUUUAUAAAUACAAGUGUACAUCAUAUUUUACAUUGUAUAUAUAUUAUUAUUAUGCUGAAUACAUACUAUAUUAGUGUUAAUAAUAAUUGUAGCUUGUAAUUCCUAUAAGGAUAAAUGAUGUAUAAAAAAUCAUUAAAAGUGUUUACAUUACAUGUAUCCAUUUACAUAAAAUCAGUUAUGACAGAUUGAGUAAUUUCAUCAUUUGUUAACACGCUUUACCAUUUAAAUCAAUCUUCACUAACACAUAUUCAUUAAUUCUUGUUCAUCAUAUAUGCAGUCAUUUUAUAUACUAGUACAGUGUAGUAGUCUUGUACAUUUUCUAGAUUUAAUAAACAUUUUUUUAAUUA
Gigantopelta aegis is the source of this 2666-nucleotide messenger RNA. RefSeq lists its product as uncharacterized. NCBI's taxonomy places the organism in Eukaryota, Metazoa, Mollusca, Gastropoda, Neomphalida, Peltospiridae. The coding region runs from base 40 to 501 and encodes 153 amino acids. The record is from RefSeq and is a predicted model, not a curated record. Gene Ontology annotation, biological process: sleep; regulation of synaptic transmission, cholinergic; positive regulation of voltage-gated potassium channel activity. The transcript is spliced from 3 exons.